ACCUCAAAGAAGAAGAAGAAGAAGAAGAAGAUGAAAUCAGAAACAGGACGUUGCGUCUAAUCUGAGAACCUGCAGUCUGCUGAACAUGAAUAAACCUGUUUAGCUUCUGACACAACCUAAAUGACAGACUGCCAGACCUACAUAUCUGCUGAAUUUACGGACAGCUGGACUUGAAUUGGGUCCAACAAGCUCGCUGAAGUUUCUCCCUUCAUCCACUCAUCAUGGUGGAGUACUACCAGGUUUUAGGAGUACGGAGAGAGUCGUCUGCAGAUGACAUAAAGAAAGCCUACAGAAAGCUGGCCUUGAAGUGGCAUCCUGAUAAAAACCCCGAGAACAAGGAUGAGGCUGAGAAGAAGUUCAAGGAGCUGUCAGAGGCGUAUGAAGUCCUAUCGGAUGUCAACAAGAGAAGCAUGUAUGAUCGCUAUGGCAAAGAGGGGCUGACGGCGAACAACGGAGGAAGAGGAGGGCAUUACCACAAUGGAGAUCAUUUCCAAGAACCAUUCACAUUCCGCAACCCAGACGACGUCUUCAGGGAAUUCUUCGGGGGCAGAGACCCAUUCGCUGACUUUUUCGGUGCAGAUCCUUUUAGUGAGGAUCCGUUUUUCGGCAGUGGCCGGCGGCACCAUAGUCGGGCGAAUCGCAGCCGGACAGGUGGCUCGUUUUUUGGGGGCUUUGUUGGUUUUCCUCCCUUUGGUGCUGGCUUCUCACCUUUUGACCCAGGCUUUGGUACUUUUGGCUCUAUGAGCCCCAUGGGUCAUAUGGGUCACAUGGGUCACAUGACAACCAUGGGCAGCCUGGGAGGUGGAGGAUUCACCUCUUUUUCCUCCAACUCCUUUGGGGGAGGAGGUGGAGGAGGCAUGGGCAACUUCCGCUCUGUGUCCACCUCCACCAAGAUCGUCAACGGCAGGAAGAUCACUACUAAAAGAAUUGUAGAGAACGGUCAGGAGCGGGUGGAGGUGGAGGAGGAUGGGCAGCUGCGGUCACUAACCAUUAACGGUAAGGAGCAGCUGCUGCGACUGGAACACAAGUAAAGACAGAAGCACCCUCUGCUGGAGAAGUGUUACCUCAGCACAAACAUACCAACAAACUUGAGCUCGACACAGAAGGAGAAAAAAGGCAACAAAACAAUGUAAUAAUAGUGCUCUACUGUUGUUUGGAUGUACAUACUUAGGUUGUGUUUAUUUCCCCUCAUGUUCUCUCCCUGCUGACUCAUUUGUUAACCUAUGAUUCAAAUCAGAGGAUUUGGAUGCAGACUUUUCUAUGCAUUUUGUUAAUGUAUUUCUGAAUUGGAGCGGUCUUUAUAUUUUGGCUCAGGGUGGUGUUCUUGUUUCAGUGUUUGGGACCACAGUAUUGUGCUGAUGUAUAUGACCAGACCCCCACGCCCCCAGUACUUUCAGUAGGCACUCCACCGUGUGUCAGUCUGUGCAGACGGCUCACGCACGGUGUUCAGAAAACAAGGCAUGACUUUGCUUUUUCAUCUGAAUAGUAAAAAGAAAACGUGCUGCAUUUGAUAUUAAAAAAAGUGGGUAGAAAUGACUGAAGCAUCUUCCCCUCUCUGUUUACUGCUUGUCUAACCUCUUCUUAGUAAUAAUUCUUUUUUUAUUAAAAAAAAUACAAUGCCGGUAGGAUGAGUUAUGCAAUUUUAUAUGUUCUAAUACCAAUGUGUUUUUUGUUUAUUUAAUUAUGCAUGUACACUUGUCAAUGUUGAGUCUUAAUGUUAAAGCUGCAUUAUGAUGCACAAACAAUGGAAGUCAUUCUAUAAAUGAUAUAUGGAUAUAGAAGGAAUUUUGUGUACUUUGUAAACCAAUAAAUCUGAAUUUCAUUCUGUUUUCAGGAUGCUCAAAUCUG
Messenger RNA from Cottoperca gobio, 1848 nucleotides. It is a transcript of the gene dnajb6a, whose product is annotated as DnaJ heat shock protein family (Hsp40) member B6a. The transcript has 8 exons. Gene Ontology annotation, molecular function: Hsp70 protein binding. The coding region runs from base 222 to 1031 and encodes 269 amino acids. Lineage: Eukaryota; Metazoa; Chordata; Actinopteri; Perciformes; Bovichtidae. The record is from RefSeq and is a predicted model, not a curated record.